This is a messenger RNA of Seriola dumerili (greater amberjack), 1673 nucleotides long. It is a transcript of the gene amhr2, whose product is annotated as anti-Mullerian hormone receptor type 2. Lineage: Eukaryota; Metazoa; Chordata; Actinopteri; Carangiformes; Carangidae. The transcript has 11 exons. Gene Ontology annotation, molecular function: transforming growth factor beta receptor activity; ATP binding. Gene Ontology annotation, cellular component: plasma membrane; signaling receptor complex. The coding region runs from base 1 to 1512 and encodes 503 amino acids. Gene Ontology annotation, biological process: cellular response to growth factor stimulus; BMP signaling pathway; protein phosphorylation. The record is from RefSeq and is a predicted model, not a curated record.
AUGAUCAUGGAACGGUGGCGGGUGAUUUUGGCUGUUGAAUGCAUCUUUAUCUGUAUGUCCAACCAGUUUUUACUUCAGAAGAGAUGGUGUGUAUUCCAAGUGAACAGAACGACAAAUACACAACAGAACUACAAAUACACGACUGUUGGCAAUGUGAGUGGCUCAGUGCAGGUCUGUGAGAACACCCACUGCUGUGUGGGAUAUUUUCUGAUCAUCAACGGCCGGCCAGAGGUCGACGUCCUUGCUUGUGAUGUGGCUGAAAAGUCUUGCCCAGAUGCAACCUGCAAAGCACAAACACUGCUUAACAGUCACGUCAUUAAAUGUGUUUGCAACACUGACCUCUGCAAUAGCAACGUCACUUGGGCCCCUCACUCAGAGCAGCCUCGACUCACCUCCUCUUAUUCUGAAGGGGAAUUCAUUAAAGUUGGUAUAAUGAUUCUGAUUGGAACUUUGCUCGUCCUGUGCUUCAUGAUCACUGCUGCCAAAUGCCUCUUCAGAAACAAAAAGGAGAAUCAACAAGCCUGCCCUCGUGAUUAUAGUGUCUCAACGCUGUGUUCCUGCCAAACAACAAAAACCUCUGAGAUUGAUGUAGACGACAUUGAACUACAGCGGAUUGUGGGCUGUGGGUAUUUUGCAACUGUUUGCCAGGGGAAAUACCAAGGAUCCAUGGUGGCUGUGAAAGUUUUCCCUGCAGGCUGGGAACAUAAAUUUACUGCAGAGAAGGAGGUUUAUGAGCUACCACUGAUGAAGCAUGCUGGGAUUCUCCACUUCCUGGGCACUGGGAGGAAACCGGAUGGUAGUUGGCUCAUUCUUUUGCAGUUUGCUGAACAUGGUUCUCUCCAUUCCUUUCUGUGUGAACACACCACCAACUGGAUGCUGUCACUGAAGUUGUGCCAGUCUUUAUCGCAGGGACUUUCCUAUCUCCACUCUGACCUUCGCAACUAUGAUGAGCAUAAACCGCCUGUGGCCCAUGGAGACCUCAGCAGCUCCAAUGUGCUUGUGAGAGCUGAUGGCACCUGUGUCCUGUGUGAUUUUGGAUGCUCCACCAUCUUGCGUUCUUGCUCAGGUCCUCACAGCUGGCAGAGCAGCACGGCAAACAUGGGUCAUCCUCAGUUGGGCACACUGUGCUACAUGCCCCCUGAGUUCCUGGAAGGCUCUGUAAACCUCGGCAGCAGCUUGUGUCUCAUGCAGGGGGACAUCUAUGCUUUGGGAUUGCUUCUGUGGGAGAUCUGGAUGCGCUGCUCUGACUUAUUUGAAGGCAGUAUUGUUCCAGAGCAUCUGUUACCUUAUGAAUCUGAGCUGGGAGGUAAUGUAACACUGGAGAGUCUCAUCACGUACGUGUCUAACAUGGACAAGAGACUCUCCAUACCUGAACACUGGGGGCUGUUACCACAGGGAUCUGCACUACAGGAGCUCCUGACCGAUUGCUGGGACUGUGACCCGGAUGCUCGACUGACAGCUCAGUGUGUUGCAGACAGAUUAGUCUCUCUUCAGUCUUGUUUCUCUCCAUGACUUUUCUUUUUUUUCCUCCAGGUUAACAUUGCUGUAGUCUACACAUUAGGCAUUUGCAUUAUUCUCUUUGUGCCACUACUUUUAUCAGAGUUUUUAAUCAGAAGGAUCUAUUACUCGCUUUCCUUCCAUUAGGUACUUACAAUUUUGUUAAUAAAUUUGAA